Penicillium cosmopolitanum is the source of this 852-nucleotide messenger RNA. RefSeq names its product Pfs NACHT and ankyrin domain protein. Bases 1 to 852 code for a protein of 283 amino acids. The record is from RefSeq and is a predicted model, not a curated record. Gene Ontology annotation, molecular function: protein binding. The transcript has 7 exons. Lineage: Eukaryota; Fungi; Ascomycota; Eurotiomycetes; Eurotiales; Aspergillaceae.
AUGAAUCAACGACAAGGAUGUCUAGACCAGAGCUGGACUAAGUCUAGCUACUUUAUACCAGUCGACCUAAGUCUGAGUUUCAGUAACGUUACAGCACAACUUACUCAACGGCGUAACUUUACGAAUAAGUCCUUAUCUCAUAAUCUUCUUAAAAGGAUCCAAAGUAAAGUUAGGGAUAGGGCGGAUAGGAUCCUAGCACAAUAUUAUCAUAAAGCAGCUAUAGAGAAGGUACUUAUAUCGUUGCUACAGAACCUAAAUAGGACGUACCAGCGUAUGGUUACAAGUAUACCGGCGGAUAUCAAGAAGGAUACGAUACGCCUUUUACAAUUCCUAGUAUAUUCUAAGAUAUCUCUUAAGCUAGCCGAGGCUAAAGAAGUAAUAGCGACGCAGAUUAAAAACGAUUCACAAGGGAUUAAUAUUAAGCGUCAACUAUUCUGCAAGACUAAUGUUUUGGAUUACUGUCCUAGCCUAACAGAGCAUGCUGUACUAGCUCAGGAAUACGAAGAUAUAGCACAAAUAACAGGAUCUGAGCUCUACUAUACUUACUUCAUUAGACUUAUAGCGCCUGCGCAAGAUAUUAUUAGCAAGGGAGCAGAUGUCAAUACGCAGGGCGGCUACUUUAGCAAUGCUCUCCAGGCUGCCUCAUCAAGAGGUUAUCAGGAAAUUAUUAAACUACUUCUAAACCAAGGAGCAGACAUCAAUACACAGAGUGACAUCAAUACACAGGGUGGUCACUUUGGCAAUGCUCUCCAGGCUUCUAUAUCAAAAGGCUAUCAGAAGAUUGUUAAACUACUCCUAGAACAGGGAGCAGAUAUCAAUACACAGGGUAGCUUUUUCGGUGAUGCUCUUUAG